Molecule: messenger RNA, 1899 nt
Organism: Durusdinium trenchii
Lineage: Eukaryota; Dinophyceae; Suessiales; Symbiodiniaceae
Source: the annotation of a GenBank genome assembly
AUGUGUUGUUCUGGAUACUUUAGGCAUCCAUUUGCUACCAACAAAACAUGUCCAAUACUUCGACCGCAGGGUGGUGUGCAGAUUGGAAAUGCGUGCUGGGAGCUCUUUUGCUUGGAGCACGGCAUCCAACCUGAUGGCCAGAUGCCUUCCGAUAAGACGAUCGGGGGCGGAGAUGACGCAUUCAACACGUUCUUCUCAGAAACUGGUGCAGGGAAGCACGUACCUCGCUGCGUGAUGGUUGACCUCGAACCGACAGUUGUGGAUGAAGUACGCACCGGCACUUAUCGUCAGCUCUUCCAUCCUGAGCAAUUGAUUUCCGGCAAGGAAGAUGCUGCAAACAAUUUCGCUCGUGGCCAUUAUACCAUUGGCAAGGAGAUUGUGGACCUGGUGCUGGAUCGCAUUCGAAAGCUUGCUGACAAUUGUACAGGAUUGCAAGGAUUCUGCGUCUACAAUGCUUGUGGAGGUGGUACUGGAUCAGGCUUGGGCUGCCUGAUGUUGGAGCGCUUGUCUGUUGACUACGGCAAGAAGAGCAAGAUUUCUUUCACAGUUUGGUGUUGCCCGCAAGUCGCCACAGCUGUGGUGGAGCCCUACAAUACCGUGCUGUGUGUCCACUCCUUGUUGGAACACACGGAUGUGACCAUCAUGUAUGACAACGAGGCGCUCUACGAUAUUUGUCGCAGGAACCUCGACAUCGAGCGUCCAACCUACACGAACCUCAACCGCUUGAUUGCCCAGAUCAUCUCCAGCUUGAACCUCGGAUCAGCCCAAAAGACGACGGCUUCACUCCGUUUUGAUGGCGCUCUCAACGUCGACAUCACGGAGUUCCAGACCAAUUUGGUUCCUUACCCCAGGAUCCACUUCAUGCUCACCUCCUACGCUCCAGUCAUCUCUGCCGAGAAGGCCUACCACGAGCAGCUGUCCGUGGCGGAGAUCACCAUGUCAGUGUUCGAACCAGCCUCUAUGAUGGUGAAAUGCGACCCUCGUCAUGGCAAGUACAUGGCCUGCUGCAUGAUGUACCGUGGAGAUGUGGUGCCGAAGGAUGUGAACGCAGCGGUGGCCACCAUCAAGACCAAGCGCACCAUCCAGUUCGUGGACUGGUGCCCCACUGGCUUCAAGUGCGGCAUCAACUACCAACCACCUACUGUGGUGCCUGGCGGAGACUUGGCCAAGGUCAUGCGUGCUUGCUGCAUGAUCUCCAACUCUACUGCCAUUGCCGAAGUCUUCUCCCGCAUUGACCACAAGUUUGACUUGAUGUACUCCAAGCGCGCCUUCGUGCAUCACUACGUGGGCGAAGGCAUGGAGGAGGGCGAAUUCUCCGAAGCUCGUGAAGACUUGGCAGCUUUGGAGAAAGACUACGAGGAGGUCGGUAUUGAAACAGCCGAGGGCCACCGGGACUUGCAGCUCCGCUCCGACGGCGGUCGUAGCCGUAGCCGACGGGAGCCGGUGAAGGUGAAGAAGAAGGCUAUGGCGAUGAAUUCUAAUUCGUCUCACGCAGAGUCCGGGAAGAAGAACUUCCCGGACGAUCGCUGGCACUACCAGCAGUGGGAUCGCGGGGGGAAGAAGAGCUGCGGAACGAGCGCCCUGCGCGAUGAAGACCGCGACCAGGCAGGCUCCUAUUUCCCAUACUUGCGCAUGCUCUUUGAGGCUUGCGCCAGGCUUCCGAUCCGCGAAGUGACGUUGUGGCGUGGGGUCGGCGUGGACCUUUAUGAGCAGUACAAGGUGGGCAGCACCAUCACUUGGUGGGGCGUCUCCAGCUGCACCUCCGACAAAGCGGUGGCCCACAACUUCGCCAACGGAUGUGCCGGAGCGUCCACGGUGCUCACCGUCGAGACGCAGACCGCCUGCGAGAUCUCCGAGGUAGAUGACCCUGGCAAACCGGGUGACAGAGUGGAGUGUUAA